Molecule: messenger RNA, 4614 nt
Organism: Saccharomyces kudriavzevii IFO 1802
Lineage: Eukaryota; Fungi; Ascomycota; Saccharomycetes; Saccharomycetales; Saccharomycetaceae
Exons: 1
Coding region: 1-4614 (1537 amino acids)
Source: RefSeq, a predicted model, not a curated record
AUGGGUUCAUCCGGUUCAAAAUCGACGACAGUCACCACCACGUCUCAUAGUAGCACUACUGCGACCACUAGUUCUACUAAAACGACUACCCCAAGUAUUAAAAGUACUACCAGUACUACAAGUUCUACAACCACCACUUCUUUAGAAAUUGUUGAAAUCAGUUCGAGUACGUUGGUGUUUUCUGUUAUACCUGAAAUAACAUCCAGCUCAACUCUCUCUUCUGCUACAAUUGCUUCAAUUAUAUCAUCAGAAUCCCUCGCUUCCAUUAUUUCUUCUCUUUCAUAUACAUCAUCGACUAUUCCUACUGCAUCGGUCAGCAAUGUUGGAUUAUCAUACGGUAACCCCUCAAACCGAUAUAGUGUACCUUUCUCGGCAACUGCACAGUCUUCAAGCUCUACUACAAGUACUAGUUCAUCAGACGGUAGCGCUACUAAGGUAUCUUCCCUUCGAGUCAGUUCAUCAAUUGGAGUCGUUUCAUCUUCAGAGCCACCGGUAACAUUAUCCGUGCUAGAACCCUCUGUGAUUUCUUCUAACACCGGUGUAGUUAUGUCCUCGACAUCCUCCAUGUUAGCGUCCAAAAGUUCUUCUACAAUGUUUACUGAACCCUCGCCUUCUUCUAAGGCAAGUUCUUCUGAAUCGGUCGCUCCAUCGGUCGACACUGCCAGUUCUGAGAGCGCUCAGCUGACUUCUUUGAGGACGAAUUCCGGUCAAACCACCGAUGUUAUAAAAACUUUCUCAUCCACUUCCAGCCAGAACACUUCAGAAGUUCCAUCAGCAACCUCAUCAGCCACUUCCGAAAUUCCAUCAGCCACUUCCGAAAUUCCAUCAGCAACCUCAUCAGUCACUUCCAGCUAUGGUAGCUCCAGCAGGACCGCGUACGAAGUUACAUCAACGACCUCAUCAGUUUCCUUCAGCCAGAGCACUUCCGAAGUUCCACCAGCGACCUCAUCAGUUUCCUUCAGCCAGAGCACUACUGAAGUUCCAUCUGCAACCUCACCAGUCAUUUCUAAUCAGACUACUUCCGAAGUUCCAUCAGCGACUUCAUCAGCGACUUCCAGCCAGGCUACUUCUGAAGUUCCACCAGUGACCUCGCUAAUUAUUUCGAGUCAUGAUAGCUCGAACAGGACCGCGUACGAAGUUACACCAGUUACAUCAUCAGCCACUUCCAACCAGGCUACUUCAGAAGUUCCAUCGGCGACCUCGUCAGCCACUUCACUAGUCACUUCCGACCAGAUCACUUCCGAAGUUCCAACAGUGACCACGUUAAUUAUUUCGAGUCAUGGUAGCUCGAACAGGACCGCGUUCGAAGUUACACCAGCGAGCUCAUCAGCAACUUUCAACAGGACCGCGUCCGAAAUUACACCAGCGAGCUCAUCAGUCACCUUCAGCCAGACUACUUCCGAAGUCGCAUCAGCGACUUCAUCAGCGACUUCCAGCCAGGCUGCUUCUGAAGUUUCCUUAGUAAUCUCAUCGGUCAUUUCCAACCAGGCUACUUCUGAAGUUCCACCAGUGACCUCGCUAAUUAUUUCGAGUCAUGAUAGCUCGAACAGAACCGCGUACGAAGUUACACCAGUGACCUCAUCAGAAACUUCCCGCCAGAGCACUACUGAAGUUCCAUCAGCAACCUCACUAGUCAUUUCCAACCAGUCCACUUCCGAAGUUCCAUCGGCGACCUCAUCGGCGACUUCCAGCCAGGCUACUUCUGAAGUUCCACCAGCGACCUCGUUAAUUAUUUCGAGUCAUGAUAGCUCGAACAGAACCGCGUACGAAGUUACACCAGUGACCUCAUCAGCAAUUUCCCGCCAGAGCACUACUGAAAUUCCAUCAGCAACCUCACUAGUCAUUUCCAACCAGACCACUUCCGAAGUUCCAGCGACUUCAUCAGCGACUUCCAACCAGGCUACUUCAGAAGUUCCACCAGCGACCUCGUUAAUUAUUUCGAGUCAUGAUAGCUCGAACAGAACCGCGUACGAAGUUACACCAGUGACCUCAUCAGCAACCUCCCGCCAGAGCACUACUGAAGUUCCAUCAGCAACCUCACUAGUCAUUUCCAACCAGACCACUUCCGAAGUUCCAGCGACUUCAUCAGCGACUUCCAACCAGGCUACUUCAGAAGUUCCAUCGGCGACCUCGUCAGCCACUUCACUAGUCACUUCCGACCAGAUCACUUCCGAAGUUCCAACAGUGACCACGUUAAUUAUUUCGAGUCAUGGUAGCUCGAACAGGACCGCGUACGAAGUUACACCAGUGACCUCAUCAGCAACUUCCCGCCAGAGCACUACUGAAGUUCCAUCAGCAACCUCACUAGUCAUUUCCAACCAGGCUACUUCAGAAGUUCCAUCGGCGACCUCGUCAGCCACUUCACUAGUCACUUCCGACCAGAUCACUUCCGAAGUUCCAACAGUGACCACGUUAAUUAUUUCGAGUCAUGGUAGCUCGAACAGGACCGCGUACGAAGUUACACCAGUGACCUCAUCAGCAACUUCCCGCCAGAGCACUACUGAAGUUCCAUCAGCAACCUCACUAGUCAUUUCCAACCAGACCACUUCCGAAGUUCCAUCGGCGACCCCACUAGUCCCUUCCGACCAGAUCACUUCUAAAGUUCCACCAGCGACCUCGUUAAUUAUUUCGAGUCAUGAUAGCUCGAACAGAACCGCGUACGAAGUUACACCAGUGACCUCAUCAGCAACUUCCCGCCAGAGCACUACUGAAGUUCCAUCAGCAACCUCACUAGUCAUUUCCAACCAGACCACUUCCGAAGUUCCAUCGGCGACCUCAUCGGCGACUUCCAGCCAGGCUACUUCUGAAGUUCCACCAGCGACCCCACUAGUCCCUUCCGACCAGAUCACUUCUAAAGUUCCACCAGCGACCUCGUUAAUUAUUUCGAGUCAUGAUAGCUCGAACAGAACCGCGUACGAAGUUACACCAGUGACCUCAUCAGAAACUUCCCGCCAGAGCACUACUGAAGUUCCAUCAGCAACCUCACUAGUCAUUUCCAACCAGACCACUUCCGAAGUUCCAUCGGCGACCUCAUCGGCGACUUCCAGCCAGGCUACUUCUAAAGUUCCACCAGCGACCUCGUUAAUUAUUUCGAGUCAUGAUAGCUCGAACAGAACCGCGUACGAAGUUACACCAGUGACCUCAUCAGCAACUUCCUGCCAGAGCACUACUGAAGUUCCAUCAGCAACCUCACUAGUCAUUUCCAACCAGACCACUUCCGAAGUUCCAGCGACCUCAUCAGCGACUUCCAACCAGGCUACUUCAGAAGUUCCAUCGGCGACCUCAUCGGCCACUUCCAGCCAGGCUGCUUCUGAAGUUUCCUUAGUAAUCUCAUCGGUCAUAUCCAGCCCGAUUACUUCUGAAGCCUCGCCAACAACUUCCAGCUCGGUCGCUAGUGUACCAUUCGUAAACAAUUCCACCACCGUUAGUUCUUCGUUAGCUGCCAUCAGUUUGACUGCCUCUAAUAUCUCACCAGUCACAUCUAGUUGUGUUAGCUUCGAUGCCUCUCCAACUUCCUCCAAUGUCGCCACCUUAUUCGUAAGUAAUUCAGCAGAUGCUAGCUCUUCAUUAGCAAUCAUGAGUUUGACUGUCUCCACCGUUCCGCGAUCCACAUCUAGUGCACAAUUCGUAAGUAAUUUAGCUACUGCUAACUCGUCUUCAGCAACUUCUAGCUUUGUUAUUACUGUAACUUCCCCAACUGGGUCUGCAAUUGCGACAUCUUCAACCACAUUUGUUUCAACUCCAACUUCGAAAGUUAGUCAACCUACAGGUGUCUUUAAUGUAUCAUUUGUUCUUAUAACUGAUACACAAAUCAAAACAGUAACCUCGACAGUAAAUUGUAGUAGCGCCGGCUUCUAUUCCAAUAUCACCAAAACGGCAAUGACAAGUAGAGAGACUACUUUCAAGGAGGAAAUUGCUAUAAAAUGUUCAAGUGGUUGCACCAAAAGUGGAGACAUAAUCAGUUUUACUGCCGUAACAAAUAUAAACGCUUCUACCUUAACUACUUGCAAAGAAAAAGAGGCAACAUCGACUGUAAGCGGAAACGGAAUGAAAUCUGCCACUGAUGCUAACACAAGCAAUGUCGCCACAUUCCCCUCUUCCACAAGUGUUAGGAGUUCAAGCACUUCCCAGAAAUCUUUAAGGAUUGCGCCAGAAUCUGAUAUGAAAAGCGGUUUAUCAACUGCUGUAACCUCAUCAACAGCUGAAGUUAGAGAGGACUUGUCAACCGAAGGGACAAAGACUUCGCCAGAUACAGGUCCAGAAGCGACACUCAUUACUAGAGUAACAAUGAAGGCAUCUACUGAAGGUUCAGAGAAGACAUCAAGUACCACGAAGUCUUCAAUUAGAAACGUCGUUGACAAGGGUGAAGUUACUCUCAAAACUGUCAUUGUUUCGAGGAAAAAACCAGCACCAACAUCAAAACACAUUCCAUCAACAAAAAAGGUUACUAAGUCUACCAAGAAACCUAUCACAGCCGCUCAUAUGACAUCCUCAUCCACUAAACACACACAAACACACUCUAAUCACACUACCACUGCAAACAAAAACGGGGGAACAUCCUUGAAUAUUAACAUGAGAGUUUUUGCUAUUGGUGCUAUUGCCUUAAUGGCUUGA